CGUCAACCCCGAUCGACGUACUUGAUCGAUAUCGCCACGCCCCCGGUCUCCGACGCGAUCACCUACUACGUACUUGGAUAUAUCAUAUGGACGCGCCGGCGGCGGCGACGGGUGGCGCGGAGAUCUACCGGCUGCCGGAGGAGUGCGUGGCGUCCGCCAUCUCGCUGACGACGCCCGGCGACGCGUGCCACUCGUCCGCGGUGUCGCCGGCGUUCCGGGCCGCCGCGGACUCCGACGCCGUCUGGGACCGGUUCCUGCCGCCCGACAACGCCGCCGUGCUGGCGCGCGCCGACGAGCCAGCCGAGUGUGAGUCCAAGAAGGAGCUCUUCUCGCGGCUCUGCGACAGCCCCGUCCUCCUCGACGGCGCCACCAUGAGCUUUGGGCUGGAGAGACGGAGCGGGGCGAAAUGCUUCAUGAUGUCGGCGAGGGCGCUGAGCAUUGUGUGGGGAGAUGACCCGACGUGCUGGGUAUGGAGCGCUAGCCUUCCGGGAUCCAGGUUUCCGGAGGUCGCCGAGCUCGUCGACGUGUGCUGGCUGGAGAUCAGCGGGAAGCUGAGCCUCUCGCUGCUCUCCCCGGGGACAACCUACGCGGCCUACCUCGUCUUCGCCAUCGCCGACGACUCCUACGGCCUUGAGUGCCACGUCGCCAUGCUGCCACCCAAGGCCACAGUCACGGUCGUCUCCGGGAGCAGCAGCAAGAAGCCGACGACCUCUACCGAGCACGCCAUCUGCCUGCAGCACAUGCAGGGCGAGGAGGAGGCCGCCAUGCACCGGCGGAAGCAGCAGUACAUGCGCCUCCGCAAGGGCUACGGCCGCAAGAUGGUGACGAGGGAGGCCGACCCGGACAUCAGGUGCCCGCGGCGGAGGGGCGACGGGUGGGCGGAGGUCGAGCUGGGCGAGUUCGCCGUGGCCGGCGACGGCGAGGACGAUGGGGUGGUGGAGGUGAGGCUGGAGGAGGUGGAUAGCCGGCGGUGGAAGAGGGGACUCAUCGUGCAAGGCAUUGAGAUAAGGCCAAUUCCCGACUCUGACGCCGUCUGGUCCCGCUUCCAGCCCCGCGAUCUCCCGCCGCUCGCCGAUGGGGAGCUCUCCGGCCCCGCGCCGCCGUCCGAGAAAGGCCAAUUCCUCCGCCUCUGCAAUCGUCGCGUUCUGCUCGCCGAUGACCUCAUGAGCAUGUGGUUGGACAGGGAGACCGGCGCCAAGUGCUACAUGAUCUCGGCGAGGGCGCUGCACAUCUCCUGUGGAGGCACGCCGGAGUACUGGCGUUGGACCCGUCUCCCCGAAUCCAGGUUGAGGUUCACCGAAAUUGCUAACCUUCGGAAUGUUUGGUGGCUCGAAAUACGGGGCAGGAUACACAGCAAAAUGCUCUCUCAAGACUCUACUUAUGCAGCUUACAUUGUGUUCAAAACUUAUCGCGAUGGUGGGUUGGAUUAUCCACCCCAGGAGGCAUCAAUCACCUCUAGUGCAGGAAGCAAAUCAACUCGCAAAGUCUGUCUCCAAAGGCGUGGUAACGAGCAAGAGGAUGGUAGAGCCUCGGAGCCCCGAUACGAUAGGAGCCACCGGCAUGCAUCGUUCCCUAACAAAAGGACCGACGAUGCGUGGAUGGAGCUGGAGAUGGGCCAGUUCUACAACAAGGAUGGUGACGAUGGUGAGGUGGGCAUCUGCCUCAUGGAGACAGAAAAAGGCCAUGUGAAGACAGGUCUUAUUGUGCUGGGCAUUGAGAUUAGACCUAAGAGAGGUCUUGAUCAGCACGCUUGUUCUAAAAUAGGAGGCUAAUGAACCAGUUGAUCAGCCUACAAAUUACAGGGAACUUCACUUGGGUGCAAAGUGCUGUGACAUUAUCCCUGGAUUUUUAUAAGGGAACUUUUGAUAAUAAGAGAAGUUAUUUCGAAUA
This is a messenger RNA of Panicum virgatum (switchgrass), 1890 nucleotides long. Its product is annotated as F-box protein PP2-B1-like. Lineage: Eukaryota; Viridiplantae; Streptophyta; Magnoliopsida; Poales; Poaceae. Bases 87 to 1772 code for a protein of 561 amino acids. The record is from RefSeq and is a predicted model, not a curated record. Gene Ontology annotation, molecular function: protein binding. The transcript is spliced from 5 exons.